AUGAAUUUUGGAAAGUAUUUCUACUCGCAUGAUUAUCAAAGUUAUGGCCCAUCUAUGUCAGAGCCAUUUUUAUAACAGACAAAAUACAACUCAAUAGAUGCAUAAGAGGAUUGUUUAGAUUUAGAGUUCAAUGCAAUAUAAAUAAGGAAAGAUGUUAAAGACAAUAAAAAGGGAAAAAAUUAGUUGCUUCAAGAAAAUGCUAAAUCUCAAGUGCUAUUGAUCAGAAAUUUAGUUGAUAUGGGUUACAAUUAUGGACUAAUCAAGAGACUUCUCUGCAUUCAUAAGAUAAAUAGUGUAGAGUAAGCAGUCCAGUUAUUAAGUAAAGAUGACAUUGGAUUAUUAUCACAUCCCUAUCAUAAGUUGAAAUUAUCAGUUGAAAGCGUAUGUUACAUUUGCCAUGAGGAUGAGAUAAAGCAUAAUAACCAGAAUUCUUAAGUAUUUUAACAUAUUACCUCACCAAUAAUUUCCUUGCCCAGACAUUUGCAGACAAAAGAAUCUAGACUUUCUAUCAUUGGUGGUGAUUCUACAUAGAAGCAAAUUGACACUAUAGACAUAAACCAUCAAUCAUAAAUGUAGGUAGAUGCUAUAGCUCAAUCAGACUCUCCAUUCAUUUCAUACUACUCAGAAAACAUAUAAAAUAACUAAAUAGUUGGCACAUUUGAGUGUCUAAUUUGUUAUGAUCUAUGUACUUAAGGAUAGCUUCUGAAUAUUUAAGGAUGUGGCCAUGUAUUCUGCUAAAGUUGCGUAAUUUCUUAUUUGCAAAACUUGAUUAAUACAAGACAAAUUACAAAGCUUGUUUGUCCUUAAUACAAAUGCGGAUAGCAGUUCCAAUACUCUCAUUUAGCUGGAAUUCUAGAUUAAUAGACCUUAGAAAAAUUUAAUUGCUUUAAUGAUGACUUGAAAAUAAUGCUUGAUAAGAACAGAGUUUACUGUCCAAAUCCAAAAUGCAAUAAAUAAAAUAUGACAUGUGAGUAAAUUCUUGCUCAAGAGAUGGGAGAUUGGUUCACUGGAAGUGAUUUCUCUAACUGUCCAAAGUGUAGAUGUAGUACUGGUUGGUGUUGGCUAUGUGGAGAAAUAUGCAGCUAUGCUCAUUUCUUACCAUUUAAUCCAAUGGGUUGUCCUGGAUUGAUAGUUUCACCGAGUGGAAGAAUAGCUGUGAUGGUAACUUUGUUUUUAACAUUUUUGUUACUUCCAGCAGUGAUGCUUAUUUGCACUAUGAUUUUUAUGUCAAUGGUGUUUAUCUUUGGAAUAGUAGAAUUAAACUAGUGCUUGGGAAUGGGAAAGAGGAAUUUCAAGAAUGCAAAUAUAAUCAUUAAGAUUUUGAUUGUGCUUGUGUAUAUAGUUGAAAUUUGUAUUGCCCUUGUAUUAAGUGCUUGUAUUUCAAUAUUCCUAGUAGUUCUUACGAUUAUACCAGCUUAUUUAUUCCAAAUAAUAAAAAUAAUCAAGACAAUAAACCACUGGAUAAAUAAGUCAAAUGACUUGUCAAGAUAAUUAUAAAAAAGAAAUUAAGAUUAAAACUAAGGACCAUAACCUGAACUAGAAAUAGAAUUAAAUCCAGAAAAUGUUCCAAUCUUAGUAAAGCUCCAUGAUUAAGAAGAUUAUAUAGAGAAAUUUGAUAGUUCAAAGAUAGAUUGA
Molecule: messenger RNA, 1635 nt
Organism: Stylonychia lemnae
Lineage: Eukaryota; Ciliophora; Spirotrichea; Sporadotrichida; Oxytrichidae
Source: the annotation of a GenBank genome assembly